Molecule: messenger RNA, 2150 nt
Organism: Daphnia carinata
Lineage: Eukaryota; Metazoa; Arthropoda; Branchiopoda; Diplostraca; Daphniidae
Product: carbohydrate sulfotransferase 5-like
Exons: 9
Coding region: 587-2035 (482 amino acids)
Biological process (GO): N-acetylglucosamine metabolic process; sulfur compound metabolic process
Molecular function (GO): N-acetylglucosamine 6-O-sulfotransferase activity
Source: RefSeq, a predicted model, not a curated record
CACGGGCUUGUUGCCGGUAUAUGGUCGUCUCUUAGUGGUGCUGGGCGUUUUGUUUCACGCGCUGGGACUGGCAUUUUAGUGGACCACAUUGGUUUCCAAAUGACGGCUGUCGUCGUCUUCUCUGUCCAAAUUACAGUGGGACUAGCAACCAUGUGCUUCAUGUUACCAAAGUGCAAGAAAGGGGACGGCAAAUCCGACGGGGAUGACACGACAGUGGAUGCCAUAUCUACGAGGACAACAUCGUUUACUUAUUCGUGGAUAUCGUGGAUGUCGUUCGCCGUUAAAAAAAAAAAAAAAAAAGAAGAUAGCUCCACAUUUCUUCCUCGUUGAAAAAACAGAAUGUUUUGAAGAAAAGAAAAGUCCGUCAGCGUUCGAGCACAACCGACCGCCACAUUCAAUCGUGCGCACUGGGCUAGCAACACAGGUACCGUGUGGCUGGAACUAACUCUUUUUUUUUUUUUUUUUCUAUAGGCGCACAUAUAGAUAGAGGAUUUGGUAUCCGCGCGGGCCAGUCUGCGGGUCGCUGCAAUCCGUUUUACAGUGAAUAGUGCACGAAAUAUCAAUUUGCAUAAGAAAUUCGUUUAGAAUGAGGAGAGCCAACAUCACAGUGCGAAGUUGGCCGUUAAUGUUACGCCCUCAUCAUCUGCGAGCUCUGGCGAUUUUGGUCACCUUAGUCAGCCUGUCUCUACUCUUCUCCACCUUUUCGAUGCGUUCCGGCGACAACCGGAUGUGGAUAAUGGAUCGCCACCACACUCAACAAGACCAAUACACCGACGGAAGGCCAGUCUUGUCGGUUGUCGAUGCCCAUCGCCAACCAGCGUAUAGUGACACUAAUAACAGCCAAACCGAAGCAACUCCAAUCAGCUUUACAUUGACACCGACGACGAGAAGACGACGCCCGACAGAGAUUCACGGGGUGGGAGAAGUUUAUCAAAUAACUAGGAAAUCAGUCAAUCAUCUUCCAGCUGCUGUUGCCAAGAAUAAAAUCAAAUUUCAGGGCUACGUAUUACCGGCAGCGCCGUCGGCUCUCCUCAAAACCCGAAACUUGUUACACAAUAGAACAGUCACCCAGGACGAUAUCAACAACACUUUGACGUUGCUGAACAAGAGAUUGGAAGGCAACAAACAGGAAUUAGAUGCGGAAGUGGAAGCUCAACAACAUGUUGGCUACUGGAACGUAACUCAUCCGAAACGUCUCUUGAUUGUGACUUCAUGGCGAUCGGGAUCAACUUUCCUCGGCCAAAUUCUGUCAGAACAUCCGGGAGUAUAUAACCAUUACGAGCCACUGAUGCACGUCGGACUGGAACAAAUACGACCUGGAGAUCCGAGAGUCGAUUCAGCCAUUCAACACUUGAAGGAUCUCCUUCACUGCAAAUAUUCCAACGAAGAUUUCCUGAAGAAAAUCCAGGAAAGCAUGCAAGACAUGCUGAGUCACAAUGCUCACGUGUGGCAGGCUUGCGUUUUGGGCCCCAAUCGCAACGUUUGUAGCUUGAGACAUUUUUUGGAAGAAGCUUGUCACAAGUUUCCGGCGCUGACUAUGAAAAUGGUGCGUCUGCGAUUGAACUUGACCCGCCAAUUGCUGGACGAUGAGUCGGUGAAAGUUCUUUAUCUGGUGAGAGAUCCUCGAGCUACGAUGAAUUCACGCCUUUCAUCCGUCAAAUGGUGUAGCCAAUCGAUCGACUGCAUCGAUCCUGGCCGUCUUUGCAACGAUAUCCAAAGCGAUCUCGAUGCGUUCGAGUCGCUUUCAACCGAGUUUCCUGGCCGAGUUACUCUGAUCAAAUACGAAACGAUGGCCAAGAGUCCUCACACCACUUUCCGGUCCAUCUUCAAUUUUGCUGGAUUGUUUUACACGCGUAAAAUACGGGAGGAAGUGGAGCGGCACACGUCGAGGGACGAGAACCAUCCGUGGAGCACGGUCCGCAAAUCCGCCGAGCGGGUGGAUCUCUGGCGUCAAAAGCUCGACACUAAAAGCAUCUCGAAUAUACAAUCGGUUUGUUCCAACGUGCUGGCCAAACUUGGCUAUUCCCAGCUGUGAUCCUAGAACUGAAAAUCGUACAAUUUUGUUUCUUAAAUGUCAUAAUGUGUGUCUUCUUUUGUUAUCAUCUUGUAUUUAAAUCGAGCAUUCACAAAAAAUAAACUGCUCUCCAUAG